AUGGAGGAAAAGGGGAGUGGGAAUAUGGAAUAUAACAGCGCUGAUGAUGCAGUUCCUGGACGAACAGAGCAGAUAUUAUGUCAGCCGUGUUCAAGUAAGGAUAAACAAACAGUAGCUGAUGUGUUUUGUUUAACAUGUGACGAGUUUCAGUGUACAGAAUGUUCAAACGUACAUACAACGCACGCGUUCUUGAGAAAUCACAAGCUAGUGAAUGCAAAAGAAGUGAAAACGAAACCAGUCUCGUUUGAUAUGAGGGGAUUAGACCAAUGUGAUGAGCAUCAUAAAGUUUUAGAAUUCUUCUGCGAGGAUGAGAAUCAGCUUUGCUGCAGUACAUGUGCUAUUGUCGAUCACCGGAAAUGUCACAGUGUCGUAGAAAUACAGAAGAUUGCCGGAAGUUCUGCAUCAGAAAGUUCUAAAUUAAAGGUAAAGUUGCAAGAAGUAAACGAGAAGGCUGAAAAGAUCGUUAAACAUGCCAUGUCAUCAAAAGAGAAACUGGAUCAAGAUGUUAAAGAAGUGUCUUUAACAAUUAGGCGAAUGCGUGAUGAUGUAAUGAAAAUGUUUGACGAUUUGGAAAUUUCCGUUGCUAAGGACGCUGAAUCAUUUAAGACAGAAACAUUCAAUAAACUGACAAGGAAACAAUCAGACAGUGAGAAACAUGUUGCUGAUGCAACAAAAUCUAUUGAAACAAUUGAUAACGUUUAUCAGAACGGUACGCCAUUACAACAGUUUAUAUUGGAACACAGAAUAAAGAAACAAGUCGAUGAACUUAGCAGUAACGUUGACAAGGAAUGUCAAAGGUUAGAGACCGUGACCGUUUCGUUUGAUUUUGAUGACACUUUGAAAUUGCCCCCACUUUCGAUUGCUGAUUACGUUCCUGGACAACUGACAUUAAAAUACUUUGUACCGGAAGCUGUGAAACCUUUAAUACCUUUAGAUCCAAUUGUUAAAUUAACAAUGAUUACUUCCAUUGAUCUGAAGCAGACGGGAGAUGAUGCCAAGGAACCGUUAUACAAAGGACUGGAUUUCCUACCGGAUGGUAGACUGAUUGCCGUGGAUAAUAAAAACAGGAAAUGCUUGAUUUACAAUGAGAAGCUUGAGAAAGUAGGAUCAUAUCAGUUAUCGAAUAUGCCACAGAGUGUUGUUGCUGUAUCUGAGGAGGAAGUGGCGAUAACAAGUGGCCGUUACAUGACGAUAGAUUUUCUACGUGUCAGUAAAUCUAACGAGAUAACUUUGAUCAGGACAUGUGAAGUUAAGACAAAGUAUGACUCUAUAUGUAUGAAAGAUGAGAGAAACUUUGUUGUUGGAACUUACGAUGAUACAACACCUGUUCGUAUUGUAUCUCUGUCAGGAGAAGAGAAAGAUUUCAGUAUCAACUUUCCGAGCAAGAAAUAUCCUAUAGGCACUAGUGUUUGUACAUAUAUUAGAAACAGUGACAAAGUGGUUCUCACCGAUAGGAACGAGCAUACUGUCUAUAUAUAUGACAUCAAGAGCAACACCAGAGUUGUUGUCAAGGACGACCAGAUCAAGGAACCACGUGGUGUAGCAGUAGGUCCAUCCGACUGUAUCCUGGUUUGCAGUAAUAAAACAAACUCCAUUGUGCAGAUCUCUCAAACAGGUCGCAUCCUAUCAUCGUACAAGCUAGAUAUGGAAUUGCCAUACAGAGUCUGUAUUUCGAAGGACAAAUCACUUCUUGCUGUCUCAAGUAACUUGAACGGUGGAAGAAAGUUGCAGCUGUUACAAGUAACAUACUAA
Mercenaria mercenaria is the source of this 1752-nucleotide messenger RNA. RefSeq lists its product as uncharacterized. Bases 1 to 1752 code for a protein of 583 amino acids. The record is from RefSeq and is a predicted model, not a curated record. The transcript has a single exon. Gene Ontology annotation, molecular function: zinc ion binding. Lineage: Eukaryota; Metazoa; Mollusca; Bivalvia; Venerida; Veneridae.